AUGGCGUUGCGGAAGCUAGUGUCCUCCGUUGCUAAAGUGAUCGAAACGCAGCCUUUGCAGAAGGUUAGGGUUGAACAAAUGUCCUCGACCAUGAAACGUGUGUGGGAAGAAGAGGUCAGCCAGAACAAACUCGGUGUUUCCCUGUUACUAGCCGCUGCAGGUCUGGUCGGUCACAAAAAGAGCGAGUAUGACGAUGUGAAAAAAUUGAGAGCACAGCUCCUUGAGAUAUUUGCGGAUAUUGAGAUCGUGAUGCUGCGUUUCGCUGCAAAGUCGGAAGCUCUUAAAUCUACCAAGGCGGAGGUAAUGAAGCUGAAGAGAGAAAUUUGGUUAUCUAAGGAAACAUGA
This is a messenger RNA of Eruca vesicaria subsp. sativa (arugula), 345 nucleotides long. NCBI's taxonomy places the organism in Eukaryota, Viridiplantae, Streptophyta, Magnoliopsida, Brassicales, Brassicaceae. The record is from the annotation of a GenBank genome assembly.